GACAGAGUGAGUCAAGGGAAAUCCAGGGCCGAUCUCGCUUUGGUGGGAGAGCAAGGAGGGGUUCGACAGCACAUUUCGCGUUUUUGGAGUAGAUUGGAGAUCCGGGACGGUCUACCAAUUAUUCGACACGUAUUUGCUACCUCAACGUACGAUUUGCAGUGUAUCGACGUAACAGACAUCAUGACGGUCAUUGCCGUACAAGCUAAACAAGCUUGGCAAGACGUUGUCGCCAGAAAGAGAGCCGAGCGGACAACGUUGUUGGCUCCUUUCGCCGCGGGUGCAAGCUCUGACAAGGGAACCAAUAAUGACAACGCAGGGGCUUCGGGCGAGCAACGCCAAGGCAAUGAGAGCGAUGAUGUCACGCUCAUCCAUAGCGCCAAUGAGUUGAUUGACUUGAUCGACCGUGGUGAUAGAUCCUGUGUGGCCGUUACGAAGGCCUACAUUCAAAGAGCUGUCGAAGCUCAUGACAAGACAAACUGUCUCACGGAGAUUGCAUUUGAUGAUGCGCUCAAGCACGCCGCAGAGCUCGAUGCAAACCUUGCCGAGGGAAAGAAGCUGAUGCUUCCCUUGCAUGGUAUCCCUAUGACGUUGAAGGAUCAGUUCAACUUCAAAGGACUCGAUUCUACUCUCGGCUACGUGGGCAGGUCAUUUUCGCCUGCAGCCGAUGACGCUGCACUCGUCAAGAUGCUUCGCUCUCUCGGAGCAAUCAUACUCGCGAAAUCCAAUCUGCCCCAAAGUAUCAUGUGGUGUGAGACUGAUAACCCUCUCUGGGGCUUGACAACCAACCCCCUGCAUAAGGAUUACACUCCAGGUGGCUCAACUGGCGGCGAGUCAGCACUUCUCGCUUCGAAAGCAAGCAUGGUGGGUUGGGGCACUGACAUCGGAGGAAGCAUCCGAAUCCCCUCCCAUAUGAUGGGUUUGUAUGGAUUUAAACCAAGUAGCGCUCGUUUGCCUUAUCAAGGAGUUCCAGUCUCUACUGAAGGACAAGAACACGUGCCUUCGUCUAUCGGUCCAUUGGCUCGCAGUCUCGACACGAUCCAUCUGACCAUGACUUCUCUCAUCCGCGCGAAGCCUUGGGAGUUUGACUCCCGCUGCGUUCCUAUCACUUGGAGGGAAGGCAUCUACAGGGAAGCUCUGGGUCGUCCUUUGACUAUUGGAGUCUUGUUUGACGACGCAGUUGUCCACGCACACCCGCCCAUCAAUCGCGUUCUGCGGUCGGCCGUUGAUGUCCUCCGCAAUGCUGGCCAUGAGAUUAUUGAGUGGAACGCCGACCUGCAUGAAGAUUGCAUCAGAAUCAUGGAUCAAUUCUACACGGCUGAUGGCUGUGAAGACAUUCGCAGGGACGUCAUGGCAGGAGGCGAGCCAUUCAUUCCCCACGUCCAGCGACUCAUUAAUCGUGGGGACGCAAUCUCCGUCUAUCAGUAUUGGCAACUUAACAAGAAGAAGAUUGAGUUGCAGCAAGCCUAUCUGGAGAAGUGGGACUCGAUUCGAUCCGAGAAUACCGGUAAGAAGGCAGAUAUCAUUCUGAUGCCGCCCAUGCCUCACACUUCUGUGCCGCACGGUAACAGUCGCUGGGUCGGCUACACCAAGGUGUGGAACUUCCUCGAUUAUACGGCACUGGUGAUACCGGGUGGGUCAGUGUGCAAGGAAGAUGUCGCUGCGCCCUGGGAUUUUGAGCCUUAUGGGCCAGAGGAUGAGUGGAACAAGAAGCUGUGGGAGGAUCAUGGAGAGCAGAUGGCUUCUCUGGGCCUGCCUGUCGGGUUGCAGAUAGUGGGCCGUAAGCUUGAAGAGGAGAAGGUCCUUGCUGCCGGAAAGGUAUUGGACGAUCUUCUCAAAGAGGUCGUGGGUAGAGAUUAGACUAAUCGACAUUCAUAUUUCCGCCGGAG
Molecule: messenger RNA, 1886 nt
Organism: Ilyonectria robusta
Lineage: Eukaryota; Fungi; Ascomycota; Sordariomycetes; Hypocreales; Nectriaceae
Product: amidase
Exons: 7
Coding region: 181-1857 (558 amino acids)
Source: RefSeq, a predicted model, not a curated record